UGAAAACGAAAGCAGUUGUGUACAGAGUGGGGCUUUGAUGGUGAUUGCAGUGUUUACACCUCCUGUGUUGCCAUGAGCCCAUGUGACAGAAGAAUGGGGGGAGGCAGGGGCUUCACACAGGGAGAAAAGGAGCAAGGCACAAGAAUGUGAAGAGAGAUGGAAACAAGAGCGUGGGCGAACAAAGUAAAGUUGUAGUAGCUGGAAAUUAAGGUGAAAGACACAGCACUGUAAACACACAGUGUUUGGACGAGCGCGACAAUGAAUGUGACAGAAGUCUACAAGGGAAUAGCCAAUAUCUAUAAAGAGGGAAAUGCCUCUGGCAAUGGAAGCAUGGGGCUCUUCAACAUCCCCCCCUCCAUAAACAAAGCAACCAAUGUCUUCUCCAUUGUCAUCCUCUUCAUCACCAUGAUAUCUCUCGGCUGUACGAUGGAGAUUUCCAAAAUCAAGGUCCAUCUCUUAAGGCCAAAAGGAGUAGCCAUCGCACUGCUGGCCCAGUUCGGCCUCAUGCCCCUGACUGCUUUCUCUCUAGCCAAAAUGUUACAGAUGGAGCCCCUGAAGGCCGUGACUGUGCUGAUCUGUGGCUGCUGUCCAGGGGGAAACUUAUCAAACAUUUUCUCCCUGGCCUUAAAGGGGGACAUGAAUCUCAGCAUCGUGAUGACCACCUGCUCCUGUAUCGCAGCACUGGGUCUGAUGCCUUUGCUGCUCUAUAUCUUCAGCCAAGGCUUCCCCGGUCUGGAAAAUGCUGUACCGUAUGCCGGCAUCAUCUUCGCUCUCGCAUUCGCCCUGGUGCCUUGUGGCAUUGGCAUUGCCAUAAAUCACUACAAACCAAAGUACUCAUCAAUCAUCAUAAAAGGUGGUCUCGGCAUCCUGAUGGUCUCCUGCCUUGUAGGGUUCACCCUGUUUGGUAUCGUUGUCAAAGACGUACUGUGGAUGGUUCUAACACCCGAUUUCCUGGUUGUGGCUGUGCUGAUGCCACUGAUUGGCUUUACGCUGGGAUAUGUCAUGUCUGUCCUAUGCAGACUCAGUCCAAAAUGCAGCAGGACAGUCUCCAUGGAAACAGGGUGUCAAAACAUCCAGCUGUGCUUUACCAUCCUAAAAGUGGCCUUUCCCCCUGAGAUCAUUGGACCCAUGUUUUUUUUCCCAAUGUUAUACUACACGUUCCAGUGUGGUGAGGCCCUUCUGUUGGCCCUGUGCUUCAGAUGUUACCAAGCAUUCAAGCCGCCAUCUGAGGACGGUGUUGACAUUAAAGGGGCAAUCGAGGAAAAACAGAAUCCUGUGAAAUGAGGAUGCAGCAAUUCAGCAUCCUCGCUGUCUCCAUAUCAUCUACACAUUCCCCACUCAGGCCUUAGAUACUGACAGAAAGACUGUUGAAGCAUGUGCAACUAAUAUUACCUAGUUAUUGUUUACAUAAUCAGUAUUUAUAUUUUUGUAUUCAAAAUAUCUGAUGUAAGAUUGAAAUUUGCAAUUUUUAUGAUUUGAGUAUGAAUGAAUGAGUUUAUGAAAUCUA
Molecule: messenger RNA, 1507 nt
Organism: Epinephelus lanceolatus (giant grouper)
Lineage: Eukaryota; Metazoa; Chordata; Actinopteri; Perciformes; Serranidae
Product: hepatic sodium/bile acid cotransporter-like
Biological process (GO): bile acid and bile salt transport
Cellular component (GO): membrane
Molecular function (GO): bile acid:sodium symporter activity
Source: RefSeq, a predicted model, not a curated record